GCCUUCCCUCCGGUACUCCCGCAGCUAUGAUCGGGCAGAAGACGUUGCAUUGCUUCUUCAGCACCGCGCCGCCGAGAAAACGCAGCCGCUCCCCGGAGCCUGGCGGUGAUGCUGAGGUUACGGACGAUGCCGCCAAGAGGCCGAAAACCUCGGAUCAUGAAGCGGGUAGGGCCUCAGCGCUGAGCCCUGAGCAGCUGGAGCGGAUGCGCAGGAACAAAGAGGUAGCGCUGCGGAGGCUGAACGAGCGCAGCGUUCCUCCGGGCUUCGGGGAGAGCUGGAGGCGGCAGCUGGCGGCAGAGUUCACCAAGCCCUACUUCGUGGAGCUGAUGGCAUUCGUGGCCGAGGAGAGGAAGAGGUACACGGUGUACCCGCCCCCGGAGCAGGUCUUCACUUGGACACAGAUGUGCGACAUCAGGGAUGUGAAAGUUGUAAUUCUGGGACAAGAUCCUUAUCAUGGACCUAAUCAAGCUCAUGGGCUCUGUUUCAGUGUCCAGAAACCUGUUCCGCCUCCCCCCAGUUUGGAAAACAUUUACAAAGAACUGUCGACUGAUAUUGAAGACUUCACCCAUCCUGGUCACGGCGAUCUGACUGGCUGGGCCAAGCAGGGUGUGCUCCUGCUCAACGCCGUCCUCACGGUGCGAGCCCACCAGGCCACGUCCCACAAGGAGAAGGGCUGGGAGCAGUUCACGGAUGUGGUCGUCUCCUGGCUGAACAAGAACCUGCAUGGGGUUGUUUUCAUGCUGUGGGGAGCUUAUGCACAGAAGAAGGGCAGCUCUAUUGACAGGAAACGCCACCACGUCCUGCAGACGGUUCACCCUUCCCCUUUCUCUGUGAACAGAGGGUUCUUUGGCUGUCGGCACUUCUCCAAGACAAACGAGCUGCUAAAGAAGUCUGGCAAGAAGCCCAUCGACUGGAGAGCGCUGUAGAGCGUCAGCUCUGGGGCCUGAUGGGUGCAAACAGCCCCUGUUGGAAGGGCUGGCUGGUUUCUGAGAAACUUCUGCUGACCUGAGGAUUGUCCUCUGGAUGGACAAAAGGCCCAACUCUAAGAGACUUUUGGGUGUUGGUUUUUUUUUUUUUUCCAGAGCAAAUUGAGUGACUUGUCUGCUUUUUGAAGGGGUCUCAGCCUGGCUCGAGGCAAAGGAAAACAGUUUCAUGUUAAAUUGUUUGGUUUUUUUUAUGCUGGGAAUGUUAUUUGAGGGCCUCGUGGAGGGGUGUGACUCCUUGCAGGUGAAGCUGCUCAGCUGUUGUACAUAGCCUGCCUUGCUUCUCCCUCCUCCCCUGCAUCCUGCUGUGCAAGUCUGUGUCUCUUAGUGUGGGGGAGUGGAACUGGAGCCACCGGUGGUCCCCAUUGGAGCCACGGCUGACUUAAAGGCAAUGCACCAUCAGAAGCUUUACCUGGUGUGUCACUGAGGUUCCAGGGUUAACCAGGUGAGCUCCAUGGCACUGAGGGAGGUUCCUGCAGUUCUCACUGCCACUUCCAGCAGGGGUGCCUGUCCAUCGUGCUGCCAGGCGAUGGGCUGAAGGUUUCAGGAUAUUUACUAUCUUAAAUAUUAAUGCAGAGAUUCUGUGCUUUGCCUUCGUAGGAGGAGGAAAGUUAUUUGCUCUGGUGGCCAGAAAUCUGUUGGCUCUUCCUGGCUGAAUGUGAGAGGUCUGGCUGUCCAGUCCUGCUUUGCUUCCGUGCUUUCUUUUAACGAAGAUGCCUUGUUCAAAUGUCCCUACGUUUCUAAAACCUUGUUGUAUUUGCUCCAGGAGGUGAUGUUGUUUGGGUGGAGCUUCCUUCACAUCAGUUUGGUGUGUUUGUUGUUUUUUUUAUAAUAAAAAUCCUUUUCUUUA
Messenger RNA from Gallus gallus (chicken), 1833 nucleotides. It is a transcript of the gene UNG, whose product is annotated as uracil DNA glycosylase. Gene Ontology annotation, cellular component: mitochondrion; nucleus. Gene Ontology annotation, molecular function: uracil DNA N-glycosylase activity. Lineage: Eukaryota; Metazoa; Chordata; Aves; Galliformes; Phasianidae. The transcript is spliced from 7 exons. The record is from RefSeq and is marked validated. The coding region runs from base 27 to 926 and encodes 299 amino acids. Gene Ontology annotation, biological process: base-excision repair, AP site formation via deaminated base removal; base-excision repair.